Chelmon rostratus (copperband butterflyfish) is the source of this 2289-nucleotide messenger RNA. It is a transcript of the gene ccdc17, whose product is annotated as coiled-coil domain containing 17. The record is from RefSeq and is a predicted model, not a curated record. The transcript has 16 exons. Bases 1 to 2289 code for a protein of 762 amino acids. NCBI's taxonomy places the organism in Eukaryota, Metazoa, Chordata, Actinopteri, Chaetodontiformes, Chaetodontidae.
AUGAGGAGCCAUGUGAUCGACUUCCACGCUGACCUCUUUGGGGCAGAACAAUGCAGCAUGGGGUGCUGUGGGGAGCUCCUGGCAGGGCUUCCUCAGCUCAGCCUGGAAGAGAAAGCUUCUCUGCACUGUGAGCUGACUGAGAAGUUGACAGUUGCUGUGAACCAGAUGGCAUCAGGACGAGCAUCAGGGAUUGAUGAUUUCUCCACUGACUUUUAUAAGCAGUUCUUUAACACCCUUGGACCUGAUUUACAUGAUUUCUCCACAGUCUCCGGGGGGGUGGCGGAGGGGGGCAGGAGCAUCGGCGGUACACUGCCGGGCGCUCCGCUGCAGGAGGCUGAACGUCAAUCACACAGAGCAGGAGGAAAGAGGUGGGAGUUCAAGUCCUCCACACUCUCCCUCUCUGUCUCUCUGUCAGAGGUGUGGAUGGAUGUUGAAUAUUUCAGCUCGCAGCAGCAGCAGCAGCAGCAGUCUGUCUCAAUGGAGGCAGGAUUGAUCUGUGGAGACUGUAACAUGAUGUUUCACUCCUCUGGGCUGCUUGAGAAACACAAAGCACUGCUCUGCACUGGGAGCGAUGCAAGACACCUUCGGGCGCAAAGACGCAGCUCCGAGUCCCUCGCAGGAGACAAACCUGGAUGUGCUGACCCUAAACGCACAAGAACACCUGACUUCGUAGAGGUGAGCGGACGUCAGCUGGGUCACAGUGAGAGACUGAAGGAGAUGAGGGAAAUGGCGACGCUCCACGAGCGCCAGCUGGCCCUGAUACAUGCUCACAACCAGCAGCUGGAGCAGCAGAGAGAGGAGCUAGCCCAACAGGUAAGUGUCCUGUCUGAGCAGAGCAACAAGACUCACCUGGAGAGUCUGCUGAUGGAGCUCAGAGAGCAGGAGGAGAGAAACGAGGAGACGUUGCAACAACUUGCUGAACAUCUCCAUGUAUUACAUGCGCGAGAGGUCUCUGUACCUGCUGAUCAGCCCGAUCCACGGAAGAAUAAAAAGAUGCAUCAUGACAGCUACGAGCUCAUUUCUUGUGCAGAUGGCCCUCUCUCUACUCAGAUAAAGGCCCUGCGGCGGGCAUACAUGCAGUCAGGUGGGUCAGAUCCAGCUAUUGUGGCACGAAUGGUUGACCUGCAGGCAGAAGCCCGAAGCCUGGAGGAGAACCAACCAGCGGCAGCCGGCAAGAGUACAACUCAGAAGGUGCCUCCUCAGCGGGAUCUGAGCAGGGAGCUGCUGGCUGUGGAGCAGGAGAACCAGAGACUGGAGGAGGAGAUCCUCAGCCUCCAGCUGGCCAGGGGGCGACACCAGAACUAUGAAGGAGCAGUGAACGCUGAGCUUGAGCUGAUUCAGAGGGAGAACCUCCUGCAGAUUUCCAGUUUACUGCCAGAGAUGGAGAGAAGCAAAGAAGCUCCCAGGCCCAGGAGACAGCCUCCUCCACCUUCUCCUCCUCCUCAUCUACUCCCACUCCAAGCCAAGACUCACAUUCAUGCACCUCUUUCACUGCUCCAGGCCAGAUCCUUCUCCUCUCCGCUGGGAAGAUGUGUGUUGGACUUGUUGGACUCUCUGGGUCCAGCCCCCUAUGAUCCUGUAGCUGGUUUUGUGAUUUUCUACGACCUGGUGCUGGGAGUCGAUGCUUCUCAGGGGGCGCUGCGCCUGGUGGCUGCUCUCUACUCAGAAGGUCAGGAGGUGGGACUGCCGACUCUGCUUCCCCCUGUGCGGUGCCUGCCCGGAGUGUCCCUGCCUUACGCCCACAGCCUCACCCCUAGAAACUAUGCUCUCCUGUCAGUCAAACAGCCUGUACCCAGGGUCCAGCCGUCACCCUCCCUCUGCCUAGUGGUGGAGGUGCAGGCAGCAACAGAUCUGGAUGUUCACGGCCAUGAGGUCUUCAAACUUGUGUCCUGUGGCUGGACACGAAUGGAACUCUUUGACCAAUACAAUCAGCUCCUUAGUGGCCACUUGAGGGUGCCAGUGCGCAGUCUGCCAAUUAGACCCACCCUAAGCCUUGUCCAGCUGAACUCAGUUCCCCAGGUGGGCAGCAUGGAGCUGUGUGUGCGUUUGGUCAACGGACGAGAUGGAGACAUACAGACUCUGGCAAAGCCUGACCCGACCAGCACCAGCCACUAUAAAUAUCCAGCUGUGGUGUCCUCACAUCCUGCGACCGUCCACGGAAACGCAGCUCUGCCGGUUUCAGCUCCAAAGCAGCAACUCUCGUCCAUUUUGCCCUUCACUGCUCACCAAGACCCUCCGCCCACAGAGGAAGCCAGUCAGAGUGGAAGCAGCUCUACAAUUAAGACAUAA